CUUCAGUGACGUCAGCAGUCGCGCUGUGACCGGCGCAGGCUGCUGAGCAAGAGACUUGAGGAACGAUCUGCACUAAUAGAUGACAUGUUACCGUCAUGUUAUCCCAAGCGCCCAGGGGUUGGAGUCGGGGUCGUGGUGACCAGCAGCGAGCACGAAGGUUGUGUGCUGCUGGGUAAAAGAAAAGGAGGUGACGGAUGCGGUUCUUUCCAGUUACCUGGAGGCCAUUUAGAAUUCGGGGAAACAUGGGAAAAAUGUGCAAUGAGGGAGGUGCUGGAAGAGACUGGACUUCACUUGAACAAUGUCUGUUAUGCUACAGUGGUUAAUGGAAUUAAAUUAGAAGACAAUUACCACUAUGUCACCAUACUCAUGAGAGGAGAAGUGGAUACAUGCUUCCCAUCGGAGCCUGUUAAUUUAGAGCCAGACAAGAAUGAAGGGUGGACCUGGACUAAAUGGGAAGACUUGCCUGCUGAGCAGCACCUCUUUGUUCCAUUAGCCUGUAUUAAAAAGCAAGGAUAUCACCCUUUUAGAACUGAAAGUACAAAAUAAAGGUGUCUCAUUCAAAAUACACAUUUGCAAAGUUCUAUGUUUAAUGUCUUGGCAUAAAGUGAUUUUUUUUGUUUUUGUUUAGAUGUCACUUUCCAUUCAUGUAAUGAAAUUACACUUCGCACUCCACUAAAUGUUAUUGGAAUAUGACAAUAAAUGUUUGAUUUAAUAUAA
Messenger RNA from Erpetoichthys calabaricus (reedfish), 717 nucleotides. RefSeq names its product nudix (nucleoside diphosphate linked moiety X)-type motif 15 (gene nudt15). The coding region runs from base 85 to 546 and encodes 153 amino acids. The transcript has 3 exons. The record is from RefSeq and is a predicted model, not a curated record. Gene Ontology annotation, molecular function: 8-oxo-7,8-dihydrodeoxyguanosine triphosphate pyrophosphatase activity. Lineage: Eukaryota; Metazoa; Chordata; Cladistia; Polypteriformes; Polypteridae. Gene Ontology annotation, cellular component: cytosol. Gene Ontology annotation, biological process: dGTP catabolic process.